Dentiscutata heterogama is the source of this 3763-nucleotide messenger RNA. NCBI's taxonomy places the organism in Eukaryota, Fungi, Glomeromycota, Glomeromycetes, Diversisporales, Gigasporaceae. The record is from the annotation of a GenBank genome assembly.
CUUACCUCCAAUAAACCAUAAAAUUCAUCCAUCAAAUAAUAACCGUUUGGCUAUUCUGUUGAAGUUGUAUUCUCAUACACCAUACCCACAAAUAUAUUCCAGUAUUCGACAAGUGCUUAUACACUUGCUUUCUAAAUCACUUCCUUUUCAACAUGACCCAAACGAAGCUAUAAUUUGGUUGGAAUGUUUACCACGUAUUAUUUCCAUGAAUAAAACUUCUCAAGAAUUGAUUGAAUCAGAUUCAAUCUUGCAAUUUCUCGAUGAAUCGAUUUCAAUAUUUUUCAAAGAUCCAUUUCCUCAUAUUGAUGAGGUAUCUCAAAUUAUCAGAGAUGCUGAUUCGAAUGUACAACAGACUGAUAUAAUGGAGAUUGAUGAAUUGCGGAUUGCUAAAGAUAUUAGCAUAGUUUUAGCAGAAAAACUGUGCAAUAUUUAUUAUAACUCAAAAAAUGCACCCUUUUCAUAUCCGUUCAGUCCACUUUUGGCGGUUGUUAUGAAACAAUAUCAGAAUAUGAAACCUAUCACUGUUGGAGUCACCUCGUUUUUACACAAACUAUUUAAAAAUUUACUGAAUAAACAAACUACACCAUCAUAUUUGCAUGUUUAUGUAAAACGACUAAAUAAAAUAAUUGAGAGUUCUUUGGAUAAUUUGGAUCAAAAGAGCCAUUGGGACGCUAAGGAUUAUAUUGGGAAUUUAGAAAUUUCUUUUCAGCAAUAUUCUGAUUCACACAAUAUUAAAUGGCAUAAUAAUGAAGACAAAUAUCAAAAAAUAAUUGAAGAUUCAAGCCUUAGCAAAUUAGAUUUAGCAAGGAUCAAAUUUCUUGAAUUAAUGUCUAGUAUCCCACCACCAAUAUUGAAUUAUCUUACUGAAAUAGAACUAUUUCAACUUUUGAAUUGUAUUUUAGAUAUCAACAUUUUUGAUCCUUUUUACUCAUUAGAUGAGACUACUAUCAGGCGUUACAUGACGUUCUUGUCACUUGUAUCCAAGAAUAUUAUGAAGCAAGGUUCGGGAAUGCGUAUUACAGAUAAUUGUUUUAAAAAAUUACUGUAUCUAUGGCAAAAACAAUCUACUUUCGAAUUGGAUACAGUGAUAUUACAAUUUAUUGAGACAUAUAUGCCACCUGGUUUAAUAGAUAAUGAGAAUGUUAAAUAUUUUCAAUUUACAGGAACGCCAAAUCAUCUUUUAUUGAUCAAGAAUAUUGAUUCAAGUGUUGUACGAUUCAUUCUUGAUAAUUUGAACGCUUUUAAAGCCAAGAUAUUAUCUUGUCUUAUUAUAUGCAAUUCUGAAAUUAGGUUGGAAUUUGUUAAUUUGAUCUUAUUUAAUCCACAAUUAUUAGAAUCAAUUUCCUUAAAAGACUUUAUAAUUAUUGUUUCGGUAUUUAUUGACAUUAUAUCAUCAAAAACACAUUUGCAAAUCAAUUGGUCACCAGUUGUGACUGAAAACGAUAAGAAUGCCAUCAAAAUGAUAUCCGACAAAUGUGCACUUCGGUUUUUUCACAGUAUAACGACAUCUUAUAAGGAAAAGUCGCCAUCAAUUUAUGCUAAUGUUGUCUGUGCAUUGAUGAGUUUAAGUUCACCAGUAGACUUGAUAGAAGCUUUGAAAUUUUCUAUUAAAAAUGGAUCUUUCAACCUAUUUAGUUUGGAUUAUUUGAGUAUAAUUGAAUGUCACUUGACUGACAAUAUUAAUGAUUAUGAUGAACAGGAACUUAAAGUAUUCAUUUCUGGUUGUCUUCAUCAAGCAACUUUAUUUAUGGAAAAUGACAUUUUCAAAAAUUGUAGUGAAGAAGUAUUACAAACCAUUUUUAACAAAAUUGAUGAUUUGAUAAAAUUUGUUCCGAAGUCAACCAAUCUGGAUGCAAACAUUAUUGGAGAAUUCAUUUUUGUUCUUUUGGAAAAAAAAAUUGAAGAGCCAACAAUUUUGAAGUGUAUAACAUCAUUAAUUAUUUCUGCAUACAAUAAAGAGACAAUCUUUGGACCUUCUUUGGACAAAGUUGUUGAAGCUAUCAUCAAUAAUCCCCAAUUUAAAGUAUUAUGUGAUGUACCAGAGUUAUCACAAAAGGCUGACAAAUGGCAGACAUUCCUAAAUAGAUUAGCAAUAAAUAAUUUGUUGAACACGGUGUUUCGGAUCCAUCCUAAAACAUGCUGUAAACCUUCAUAUUUGAACAUUCUUUUAUCACAUUAUGGUGCUUCCGCUUCACUUGCCGACCAAUUGCUCCUCGAUAUAUUCAUCUUGUAUGAAAAAUCAUCUAAUACUUCGAUUAUAUCCAGUGCCAUGAUGUGGGGUCCCGAAUCAGCCCGUCAGAUUGACAGAAGAGGCCUGAUGGGACAAAGGAUUCUUGUUGAAUCAUUAGAUUUAAUCGAUCCUAUGAUGAUGAUGCGAAGUUAUACACAUUUCCCAAUUGAUAAAGAAUUGGAAGUAUUUUUGAAUACAAUUGAAAUCGUAUCUUAUUUGAAAAAUGAUAUAACCAAAGAUCCUACUAAAUGGGAACAAGAUUUACCAGUAUACGAUCCAUCAUAUUUCUUACCAUUAUUCGCAAAUUUGUUAUCGUAUGGAAAUUUAUUGGAUGUUAGAAAAUUCAUUGAAAUCAACGCGUUGGGAUUUAUUGUCGUUUCAUUAUCAUCUACUGUGGAAAAUGUGAGGAGAGCAGGUUAUUAUUUGAUGGAUGAAUUUUAUGGUUUAUUGGAGCAUGCUGCUUUUCGGGAGAAGAGUCAAAUAUUGUUGUUACUUAACUCAUUGAAGAAUUCAAUCGUGGAUCGUGAUAAUGAAAAUAAGCUACUUCAACGAAUUCCUACAAUUAUUUCAGUAUUUAUUGCUCAUGCAUUGAAUAUUUUUACGAAUCCUGCUCAUUUCAUGUAUCCAAUAAUUAAUAAGUUUUUGUUACAAAGACCGAUAUUGGAUUUAGAGGAUGUACCGAUGUUUUAUAAUUUAUUUCAUACGUCUUCCAAGAAUUAUCAAAAAGAAAGAGAUUAUAAAAUCUUUAGAAGAAGAUAUGUAUGGGAUGUUAUUUCUAGUUAUUAUAAUUCAUCUCUUGCUGAUAAUAUUAGUCGUAAACUUAUCAUCGAGAUACUGUUCCGAUCAGCAUCCAUUCCACAAGCUAUCACUGACAUGGUCAAAAACAGAGGACUUUUAGCCUGGUUACAUAAUUUAUGUUUUGCAUUGCCACAUUCUCCAUCUGUGAAUGAACCAGCAUUUUUUGGAAUACGAAUACUACUUCGGGUAUUACAAGGUUGUAAGAAUUCGACGUUGCAAUGGUCAAAAGGUGUUCUGAUAGAUCAAGCCAUAAUGAUUUUGUCUAGCAUAUUAAAAUCCUUCGAUUUAAAUAUAGUGAAAGAAGAAACGAUAUCAUGGACACUUAAUUACCUUAACGCGAUUAUUCAAACUUUUCAUUAUCUUAUGUUAAUUUCACCAACUCCUAAUCGGGUUUUCACACCGUAUCAUAUAUCAUAUAUUUUACCGAUACUUGAAAAAUGUGAAUUACAUCUCAAAUCAAAACUAAUUACCGAUGAAACACCGAAAUCACCUAUAAACAUAGUUCAUAAUUUAUAUCCUUCAUUAACAGAUAAUUUAGAAGGACUAUACAUGUUUGACACCAAUUCAAUUAGAGUUUAUAAACAAAUUAUAAGAAUGUUAUUUGAAAUGGUUACUAGUAGUGGUGAACAUGAUAUAGAAGUGGUGAAUAAGGUUGUAUAUAGAGCAUUGUCUAUGGAUGUUUCAACUGAAGCGAAGAUAUGGACGAUCGCAUGUAUGGCAGAGUGUAGACAAUGA